GUGAAGAAGAUGCACAAGCAAGUAUUGUUGUAUGUUCAUGCUGAUUUUGUCAAUUCAUCUUAAGUCUUGAUUGAGGCAAUUUCUUUUGUUCAACACUUAUUCAUACAAGCGAAGAAAAAAGUAUACAAAGAGAAACAACUCCAAGUGUAACCGCUGAAGUCUACUGACAUACUUUUGGAAAAAAAUCUGUUUAAGAGGAGAGUGAAGACAUGAGUGAUCCAGGGCCAUGCAGAAUAAAAGAUGAAGAUAUUGAGGAACAAAGAGACUUGAUAAGAGUGAAAGAAGAAAGUCAAGAAUUGAAUGGUGUGGAGGAGAAACAUCAGUAUCAGACAUUUGAUACUUUCAAGACUGGUGAAGUAUAUUUCAGUGGCUCAAAAACUGAAAAUAAUUUCUCACAGAAAAGAAGUCGAAAAACAAGAGCCAAAAAAUCUUUCACUUGCUCUCACUGUGGAAAGAGUUUCACACAAACAGGAAACCUUCAAACUCACUUAAGAAUACACACUGGAGAGAAGCCUUUUAAAUGCUCUCAAUGUGGGAAAAAUUUCACGCAAAAAGGAAGCCUUAAAACUCACUUAAGAUUUCACAUGGGAGAGAAGCCUUUCACCUGCCUUCAAUGUGGUAAGAGUCUCUUAUGUCAAAGAAACCUUAAGAUUCACAUGAGAAUUCACACUGGAGAGAAGCCUCACACCUGCCAUCAGUGUGGAAAGAGUUUCUCUGUGAUCGCAAACCUUAAGAGUCAUCUUCGACUUCACUCCGGAGAGAAGCCUUUCACCUGCCUUCAGUGUGGAAAGAAUUUUACACAGAGAGGACAUCUUGAUGUCCACAUGAAAAUUCACACUGGAGACAAGCCCUUCAAGUGCCAUCAGUGUGAAAAGAGCUUUACAAUUAAUGGAAAUCUUCAGCGUCACAUGAGAAUUCACACUGGAGAGAGUCCUUUCACCUGUGCUCAGUGUGGAAAGAGUUUCAAACAAGCAGGCAAUCUCACAGUUCAUCUGCGCUAUCACUCUGGAUUAAAGCCAUUUAAAUGUGAUCAGUGCAGCAAGAAAUUUCCGCUGGGAUCACAGCUAAAGGUGCACAUGAGAACUCAUACUAAUGAGAAGCCUCACGUGUGUUCGUUUUGUGGAAAGAAUUUCAAAACUUCAGGAAACCUGAAAUCACAUGAGAGAGUGCAUACUGGAGAGAAGCCAUAUCACUGUACUUCAUGUGGGAAGAGUUUCAGCCACUCAAAUAAUCUACAGACUCAUUUAAAAAAUCAUUGUCCAAAACAUAUCUCUGCUCUGUUGGUUUACAAUCGUCUGACACUCAUUAACAUCAUUAAUACUGUUGAUAAGCUGUUUAAACAAGAACUAAGAGGAUUGUGCACCUACAUUCCUCCCGUUCUGUUAACUAUACCAUCAUGUUUACACCUGCUUGUGCUCUUCACUGGAGAAAACAUCAGAGAAGACGUGGAACGCAAGGAAAUCUCAUUCCAUGCUGGAAAUAUUCCCAUCAUCCUUGAAGUGACCUUUGGCUUCAAUCAAGUGGGAAUAACUCAUUCAGAGUUUGUGACCGCACAUUCAGAGUUUAUUAAAGAGGAGAAGGAAGACAUCAGUAUUCCAGAUCUAGAAAUGCCACCACAUUACCAUAAACUCAGAGCUGGAACUCCUCAGAUUCAGUCUUAUUCUUUCCAGACUCAGUCUACUGGCGUACUAUUGCAAAAAAUGAAGUUUGUUAAAGAGGAGUUUAAAGAGGAGAGUGAAGACAUUAGUGAUCCAGAGCCACGUAGAAUGGAACAUGAAGAUACUGAAAAACAAAUAGGCUUGAUAGAAGUAAAAGAAGAAAGUCAAGAACUGAAUGACAUGGAGGAGAAACACCAUCAGUAUCAGACAUUUGAUAAUUUCAUGACUGGUGAAGAAUCUUCUACUGGCUCAAAGACUGAAAAUAAAUUCUCACAGAAAAUAACUCUAAAAGCAAAAGCCACAAAUUAUUUCACCUGCUCUCACUGUGGAAAAAGUUUUACACAAAAAAGAAACCUUAAUGCUCACUUAAAGCUUCACACUGGAGAAAUACCCUUCACAUGUCAGCAGUGUGGAAAGAGUUUCCUACUAAAAGGAAACCUUGGCAAUCACUUAAAAAUUCACACUGGAGAGAAACCUUUCUCAUGCUUUCAAUGUGGAAAAGGUUUUGCAGUUAAAAGAGACCUUAAGUGUCACAUGAGAAUUCACACAGGAGAGAAGCCUUUUACGUGCCUUCAGUGUGGAAAAAGUUUCACGAAGAAAGGACAGCUUGAUGUUCACAAGAAAAUCCACACUGGAGAAAAGCCCUUCGCCUGCCAUCAGUGUGAAAGGAGUUUCCGAGAGAAAGGAGAUCUUAAGCGCCACAUGAGAAUCCACACUGGAGAGAAGCCCUUCACCUGCUCUCAAUGUGGAAAGAGUUUCAAACAAGCCGCCCAUCUCACAGUUCAUCUGCAAUAUCAUUCUGGAUUAAAGCCAUUUAACUGUGAUCAGUGUGGAAAGAAAUUUAUGGUGGCAUCACAACUAAAGGUACACCUGACAACUCACACAAAUAAGAAGCCGCACGUGUGUUCUUUUUGUGGAAAGAGUUUUGCUAACUCAGGACACCUGAAAUCACACGAGAGAGUGCACAGUGGAGAAAAGCCAUACACAUGCACUUCAUGUGGGAAAAGUUUCACCCAAUUAAGUAGUCUAAAGACUCAUUUAAAAAAGCGUUGCCCAAAAUUAUCAUUGUGAACAAAGUUCAUUUCAGGGUCAACACAUAUUUAAUGUAACAACAUCAGUCAGUUCACUAGAUCUGUUUGAAAGUUAUAAAAUCAUUUAUUAGAACAAAAAAGAACCUUAAAUGUUAGGAACAAAAAAUCCUAAUAUGCAUAAAAAGAGGUAUCUACGAUAUUUGAUGUCAUUAGAAUGACAGGAUUAGCCUUUAGCAUAUCGCAUAUAAAGUGAAGUUAUUUAGGCAUAUGACCUAAUCUUUCAUUUCCAUUUAGUCAGUUAGCUGUCACUUUUAUCCAAAGCGACUUACAAAUUAGGAACAUAGCAAGAAAUUUGUUGUACAACAGUCAACAAUAUCUGUCAGGUUCUUAAAGUUGCUGGAGUAGUAUAGAAGCUAGUGUAGAAGGAAUAGACAUGCAAGAUUUUUUAAUAUAAAUAUUGUUAAAUAUUAAGAAAGUGCAUUUAGUGUGGACUGGUUAAGUGCUCUCGGAACAGAUGUGUUUUCAGCUGGUUCUUGAAUGUUGUGAUGGUUUCAGCAGAUCGUGUGGAGGUUGGAAGCUUAUUCCACCAUAGAGGAAGAGAGAAAGUAAAUGAUUGUGAGUCCUGAUUGCCUUGGACUACUAGAGCAUCUGAAUAGAAUACCCCUUAUCCAAAGAACACCAGUGGGUAUUAUUAUACACCCAAGUAGCACACCUCGCAUGCUGUGUUCGACUGUGAUCGUGAAAUAGACUUUGUGCCUCUAUGUGAUGGGACCAUCAGGCGCUGCUCGUUCAUUGAUCGCAGAGAGUGAGUUGGGACAUGGACCUGGAGGAGUGAAUUUAAGUAAGUGGGUGCUGUUCCAAAGGCUGUCCUGAAGGCCAGCCAGAAGCACUGCAGUAGUCCAGUCUUGAAAUGACUAGAACUUGGACCAGGAGCUGUGCAGCAUAGAUAGACGGGAAAGUUCUGAUCUCUGAUAAUCCAUUCUGUUUAAUUGCUUGGAUUUAAUAUAGCUGGCAACUAAUUGAGAUUUUCAGUAUAGAAACGCAUACAUAUUCAUGUGGAAGCACAAGAAAUGUAAUGCAUUCUGGGAGGAAUGGAAAAUCAGUGCCUGGAUAGUGGACAAAGCGGCUUAGCACAAUCUUGUGAAAUGCGCUCCUCGCUCCUGUGAAAUUCUGAUCCCUACGCUCAGCUUGCAUGCUUUGAUAGCUGCAAGAACACGCAGAAUGCUGUUGAUGAAUGUUAUAUAUCAGGAUUGUUGGGAAAACGUGCUUGGUAAAUUAACUGAUGACCUGUGGCUGGCACAUUUCCACGUGCAGUGUCGCACAUUUGAUGUUCAUGCAAGAAACCAUGCAGUUAUAGAUUAGAGACAUUCAAAUCAAAAGAAGCUCAUUGGUCACUUGAAGAGAACUCAAGAGCCCGCUCCGACAAUAGAAAGAUUUGUUUCUGUCAUUCUUGAUGUCCUUUUCCUGGUGCUGGAACCAUUAACUCACCAGGGAGUCCUGACGGUCAAGUGAUUAACGACCUCCCGUGGGCAGAUGCUAAUGCAUGAUCCAUCUCUCACCUACUGCCCAUUGAUUAUGUUGAUUAAGCUCGCACCUGAAAAUCACUGGAAAGAAAUCUGCUGCUGUGAUGCUGUCUAAAGGGACAAAAACUGCAUGCAAUCUUGGAUGGCUUUUAGAAGAGAUGGGGAUUCCCUCAAUGUGCCGGAGCUAUUAAUGGUUCCCAUAUCCCGGUCACUUCCUGUGAUGAUGCAAAGGACUAUUUUAAUUGUAAAGAAAGUUACUUCAUCAUAUUAUAGCAGAUGUAAAUAAACACUACUGGUUUACCGAUAUCAAUGUGGGUUGGGCUUACAAUGUGCAUGAUGCAAGAGUGCUACGAAACUCCACCUUAUUGCAGCUGACAGAAAAUUAUGUUCUUUUUCCCAUUGGUCACAUGGUAAAUUUAAGGUGUACAGGUCCCUAUUUUGCUUCUAGGCGACCAUGCAUAUGCUUUCUGAGCUGGUAGAUGAAGCGAUUUCCAGACAAUUGACAUCUAACCAGAGAAGAGAGGCACUUCAACUACCAACUGAGCCAUGCACACAUUACUGUUGAAUGUGCUUAGGAAUGGCUAAAGGGGAGAUGGAGGUGUCUGCUGAAGACGGUGAAAGUGACAAAAAUGCCCCCUAAAUUCAAAAUAUAGAAGCAAAAAUUUCCCCCACAAUUCAUUUCUCUAUUUAGGUCUAAUUGUACACAUUAUUACAUAAAGUAUAAGCUGAUAUUGAUUGAAUUUCAUGGGUAAUCAAUUCUCAAUCUAGUUAUUUAUAUUGAGAAUGUAUGUGAAUCAUGGACAUGUCCCCCUCACUUUCAAUAAAACCAAAGUUCAUCCCCACACUUUUUCACAGGGUAAAUGUGUCUUUCAUACAGCAAAUAUCUAAAUGUGUAAGUACAAAAGUUAAAAUUCACUGGUCAAUCAUGUAAUUAAUUCAAUAAAAAAUUAUCGAUUGAGAGCCUUAAAAACAUACCUUGUAUAUUUAUGUUUGUCUUGAGCUAAUCUUUCUGUCCCCCUCACUUUUGAAAUGAUUGCUAUGCCCCUGAUGUUAAUCAUUUGAUUAAAUGUAAUUAUUUGACUUAAAAUGCCACCUUUUGUUUUGUCUUUGGUUGGAAAAAGAUUCCCCCUGAAAAUCAAAUCCAGGGGGCAAGUGUCACCCCUUAAGGGAAAAGUUAUUUUCUGACCCUGAUGAGUGUAUAUUUUAUUUCAUAUUUUGCUUUAAUAAUUUUAAUCUAAUUUUUUUACAUUUUAAUCUAAAAAUGUAUAUGAUAUCAUUUUUUAUUGUUGUUAUCUGUUGUCACUAUUUUACAUUUCAUGCAUGUUUAAUACAAAAUGUUCACAAGGUUGUAUAUGCAAAA
This is a messenger RNA of Xyrauchen texanus (razorback sucker), 5572 nucleotides long. RefSeq names its product zinc finger protein 271-like. Gene Ontology annotation, molecular function: RNA polymerase II cis-regulatory region sequence-specific DNA binding; DNA-binding transcription factor activity, RNA polymerase II-specific. NCBI's taxonomy places the organism in Eukaryota, Metazoa, Chordata, Actinopteri, Cypriniformes, Catostomidae. The coding region runs from base 210 to 2729 and encodes 839 amino acids. Gene Ontology annotation, biological process: regulation of transcription by RNA polymerase II; central nervous system development. The record is from RefSeq and is a predicted model, not a curated record. The transcript has 10 exons. Gene Ontology annotation, cellular component: nucleus.